This is a messenger RNA of Cololabis saira (Pacific saury), 6037 nucleotides long. It is a transcript of the gene lmtkb, whose product is annotated as apoptosis-associated tyrosine kinase b. Gene Ontology annotation, molecular function: protein tyrosine kinase activity; ATP binding. The record is from RefSeq and is a predicted model, not a curated record. The transcript has 14 exons. Bases 434 to 5023 code for a protein of 1529 amino acids. NCBI's taxonomy places the organism in Eukaryota, Metazoa, Chordata, Actinopteri, Beloniformes, Belonidae. Gene Ontology annotation, biological process: peptidyl-tyrosine autophosphorylation; brain development.
CAGGACUAUCGGAAUCCCGGAGAUCCAGAUCCGUCAGAACCAGCCGCUGAUCCGGGUCGAUCCGGGUCCAUCAGAACCCCGGAGAUCCAGGACCAUCGGAACCGGCUGAUUUAUCGGAACCAGCUGAUCCAGCGGUUCCUUUAACCAGAGAGCGGACUGUUGGUUCGGUUCCGCUGCCGCUGAGCAGGACUUUCCUCCUCUGCAGAUGAUCCACCUCCAGCAUCUCUGAGGACCGAACCUGCAGGACCGAACCCGCAGGACGGGACCAGGUUAUCCGGUACAGGGGAACCGCAGCAUCCUUGCGGGAUGCGGAUCCGCCGGAGGAAGAUGCUGAUGCUGAGGUUCUGGUUCUGGUUCUGAAACGGUUCCGCCCCGGUGCUGCUGCUGCUGUUUCCCGCCCCCCCGGUUCGGGUUCGGGUUCGGGUUGGGGAAGAUGCUGGUCCUCCUGGCGGCCCUGCUGGGUUCGGUUCUGGUCAGGUCCGGCUCCGCCGUCGGCUCGCACUUCCGCCCAGAUGGCGCCCCGCUGAGUGAACUAUCCUGGUCGUCCUCCCUGGCUGUUGUGGCCAUUUCCUUCUCGGGACUCUUCGCCUUCGUCUUCCUCCUGCUGGCCUGCGUCUGUUGCAAGAAGGGAAAAAUCGGCUUCAAGGAGUUCCAGAAUGUCUACGGGGAUGACUACAGCGCAGACGUGUCCACGUUGGCGUCGCCGGCGUCGCAGGACAGUCCUGACGUUUACGUCCUGCCGCUCACGCAGGUGUCGCUGCCGACAACCAAUCAGCCGGCCCGCUCAGUUCCGAUCCUCACGUCUGCAGAUCUGGGCCGCCACAGUCUCUGCUACCUGAAAGAGAUCGGAACCGGCUGGUUUGGAAAGGUUGUUCUGGGGAAGAUAAACUCGGAGCUAAAUCCCACCCAGGUGGUGGUGAAGGAGCUCAGAACCAACGCUGGUGUUCGAGACCAGAUCCUCUUCCUGGAUGAAGCUCAACCUUUCCGCACCCUGCAGCACCCGGCGCUGCUGCAAUGUCUGGCCCAGAUCACGGAGACGACGCCGUACCUGCUGGUCAUGGAGUUCUGUCCUCUGGGAGACGUUAAGGGUUACCUCCGGAGCUGCAGGUCCAACGAGUCCAUCACCCCGGACCCCUUAACCCUCCAGAGAAUGGCCUGUGAGAUCUCUUCAGGACUGCUGCACCUGCACAAGUACAACUUCACACACAGUGACCUGGCUUUGAGGAACUGCUUGUUGACCGUCGAUAUCUCAGUGAAGAUUGGAGAUUAUGGUCUGGCACACACCAAAUACAAGGACGACUACUACGUGACGUGGGACCAGAUCUACGUGCCGCUCCGCUGGAUCGCUCCGGAACUGGUGGAGGAGUCUCACGGAGACGUGGUGGUUCUGGACCAGACUCUGCAGAGCAACAUUUGGUCGUUGGGCGUGACCCUGUGGGAGUUGUUUGAGUUGGGGAACCAGCCGUUCAGCUGCUACUCCGACAGACAAGUAUUAACUCAUGCUGUAAGACAACGACCGCUGAGACUGGAGAAACCUCAGCUCAACCUGCCGCUGGCCGACCGCUGGUAUGAGGUGAUGCAGUUCUGCUGGCUCCAGCCCAACCAGCGGCCUAACGCGGAGGAGGUCCACAUGUUGCUAAGCUACCUGUGCGCUAAGGGGGCCAGCGAGGCCGAGGAGGACUUUGACCGGCGCUGGAACUCCCUUUGUCCCAACAACGGCUGCAACGGCCACCACGGCGUCCCGGGGAGGUCUAUGGAUCACCGCUCGUCAAUCGCCUCCUCUUUCCCUCUCCUGGAGCAGUUUUCAACCGGCGAUGCCUACCAAUCCUCGGAGACCGGGGACGACGUGCUAACGGUCACGGAGACCAGUCACGGCCUGAACUUUGAGUACAAGUGGGAGCAGUCCAGAGCGGAUCAGUCCUGCAGCGUUCCGCCUCCGUCUGGUAGUUUGGAUCGUUGUCAGGAAGCGUUUUACCCCCCUGGGAGCAUCGUUGGAGGCUGCCCUUUGGAAAGGGUCGUCCACGGAGUAUCGCCAUCGUACUACCAAGCUCCAAAUGUCCGGGGUGCCCAUAGUCCCUCGCUGAGGAACGACUACGACAUCGGCAUCGAGGAGUCGCUGGACUGCAAUAUCCCUCCAGAUUAUACCAUGUGCACGUACAGCCCUGAUUUUAUAGGCAACAACGGUAGCUGCACAGACUCGGACGAGUGCCCGGCUUGCCCGGCGCAGCUUCAAGAAAUGGGCUCCUACUGGUCCGCGAACAUCCACAAAUUCGACCUGUACGAUUCCACCGACUCGAGUCCGGCCAUCUCCCUGACGAUGGAGCCUCUUUUAGGCUACGACAGCAGCCCUCUACGACCCUGGGAAUCGAGUCACUACGUCUCCUACAAAGACCGAGACGGAGGUUACUACUACGAGAACUCGCCGCCUUUGGGAGUCAACCCUUAUCGGAUCGGGAGCGACCGCUCCAGCGAGCGUCACCAGGAGAGCUGGGGGUCGAGAAGCCUUCGCCAGGCUUUGGGGGAGUUGGAAAACCCGCUGGGGAUGUCUCCCUCCGUAGACAGUUCGCCGGACACGGCCUACAGAGACUUGUUCCUGGACACGGGCCAGACCUCCGUCUUGGGAAGGAAAGUGACCGGAGGAUACUACGACAUGAUGGGCUCCCUGAGGAAGACGAUGCCGAGCCACUCCGUUCGAGUCGACAUGGAAACCGAGGGCGCAAUCUUCACCGGACGCAACGACUCCGAGGUGGAGGAAGAAGACGUGUUUGUGGAGAGACACACCUGCAACACUUGGCCUUCGAAACACCGUCGCAGCAACGCGGCUCAGCCCAGACCGGCGGACCACGGCUACGGUGAUUUCCACCGCACCGUGCCGGGUAUCAAAGAGGCGUGGACCGAUGACGAGCACAACCAGGCCUUCUAUUCUCUUCCCAAACCCGUCGGCCAUCACAAGCCGCACCAGGCAACCAAAGACGGCAGCGGAUCCUGCCUUAUCUUGGGCACGCAUCACCGGAUCGUGCCCUCAAACAACCCCUACAUCUACCUGUGCCAUCAAGGCGAGACUCAGGUGCCGGCCUCGGUGGAGUGCUGUCACUCGCACUUCGUGGACCCGCUCGCCGGCUUGCUUGUGAGAAACGACAGCUACAGUCGCAGCAGCUACAUCAGAGACAAAGCCAUUGACGUCCCGAGCAACGAAGAAAUUAUCAAUCUAUCGCCGGCUCCUGGGGGUCCCAUCGUGUCCAGGCCUGAUUUGAAAAAGUCUGAGGAUUUCAAAGAGCACUGCGUUGAUCUCAUCGCUAAUGCAACCACAAUUAAACCAAGCAAAGACAAACCAAUCACGCUGGAUGAAGCCCCGACUAUGGCUAAGAACAGUCCACUUCCUAGGGACAAUGUGCAAGUGGUGGAGGUUGUCAUCGACCCACAACCAGAGCUAAGUCACACCAGUAACAGCAGCAUGGCCGACCUGAUCCCCGACUGCAACGACAAAGAUGACGAUACCUCAGUCAAAGACGUCAUUUCAAGCUUUUUCGACGAAUCCAGCGAGACCAAUGCCUUCAAGCCGCCUCAGAAGGAGGCUGGAACUCCAGACUCGAUGGAUUCCCUCGAUAUGCCGUCGGCGGCCGGGUCGUGCGACGGCCUCGGCCCUGCGUCACCCCAACCCGGCGGCUCAACCAAAGCCGCGGACAGCGGCUACGACACGGAGAACAACGAGAGCCCGGAGUUCGUCCCGAAAGAGUCCUACGAAACCCGGUUGCACCCUCAGGGGAGUCCCACCCUCGACGCAGAGCUCGAGGAAGGUGAAGGGAAGCGCGAAGAUGGCGAUGUGACUCCGUUCAGAGACUCCACCUACUUUUCCGACUACGAGAACGAAACCAAAAGUAGGCGUGACGAGGAAGAACUCGAAUUUGGAUUAAAAGAUGACCAAAAUGGUGAAAGGGAGGAAAAGACUGGAGCAACAGAGGAGGAGGAAGUAAUAGAUCCUGCAGUAAGCAAGGGCUUACAAUUGGAAUCAGAAGGCGUAUCGACAGGCGCAACUGAAUCCUUCAGUCCUCCAGAGACGGAAGAGUUCCUGGCGGACGAUUUCAGUCAGGACGACCCAUGUUGGAGGUUGGGGUCGCCUGAUAAAUGGCCUUUGCAGGAAGACACCUCGUCCCUGGGGGACUGGGCGGCCGAAGUGGUGGGAGCCAUGGAGAAGGCUAUCGGUGCCCUGAACUUUAUGGGAGAUGAGGAGGAAUCGGACGACGAAACGAAAGAUUCAACGCCAGUUAAAACAUCAGGGAUAUCCAGCAAAGUCUUUAACUCGUUACCCAACGAUGAGGUGGCCUCGCAACAAACGGGAAACCCCAGAUCUCUCUCUCCGUCUCCACCCCCUGGAACGGCAGACCUAGCAUCGCCGGCUGACGACAGCGAUGAGCCGGGCGAUGAAUUAGGAAAUGAAAGUGUGCAGAGUGGAGGAGAGGAGGGUGAGGACGAGUGGCAGCCGGUGCCGAUCGUGGUUAGCGACACCAGCGACGCCCAUAAGCUACGAAGCCUCCUCAGGACGCCAUUGCUGCCGACUGCAGAGAGUCUUGAAGAGGAGCUGAGAGGCAGGAAGAAGACGGUGUCUUUCUUUGAUGAUGUUACCCUCCAUCUGUUCGAUGAGGAGAGUCCGACCAAAGAGAACGAGUUCCCUCCAGAGACGAUGAACCAGAGAGACGGAGGAAAAACCCACGAGACGAUGAAAUCCUCCGAGGAGAUUAGAGAUGGAAACAUUUCAGAGGAAACUGCAGGGUUGCAGUGUGACGACGACUUCCAGCUCUUUCCUCUGCCGGUGUCGUCGGAGACGUCGGACUCCCAUCAGCCCCGGGCUGAAGCCCCGCCCCCUGGCCCGGCGGUGCAGGAAGCCCCGCCCCCCGGCCCGGUGGUCCAGAACUCCCGUUUCUCCGUCUCUCCGUCCAGCACGAUCCGCUUCUCCAUCACUACCGUCUCUGACCAGGACUCGGACUCAAACGGAGGACGCAGUGAAGACGGACAGAAAGACUAACCAGACGAGGACAUGAACAGAAACCGGGCUGGACUUUUGCAUGACGCUUCAUUUCUUUAUGAUUUCUAUCUGAACAUCAGGUUUUUGAAACACUAGUCAGUGCCUCUGACCACAUGUGGACACUUUUAAAAUCCCAUCGUUGGACGAGCCAAAGCCCCGAGAAGAGAAGGAAGGACUUGUGGUUCUGCUGCUGUAUAUUUUUGUUAUCAAAGAGGAAAAGUGCAAAGAGUGGAAAGGAACAUUUAAAAAGCGGCAUGUUCGCUGCCUGUUUCACUUUAUUUUAAGUCGUAACUUUCACUCAAGCAAGUUUCGCACAAGCGUUGGAGCCGUUGGAGCCGUUGGGACGUAACAACCGGCCCAACUUUGUAAAUCUGAACCCGACUGUACAGAAGAAGCUUUUACAGACGAUAUUUAGGACACUUUUCUGAGAAAACAGCUAUUUAAAUUUUAAAACUCCACCAUCUGUGAUGUUUUUCACUCUCGAAUCCACCGCUGGAAGUGAUUCACACGAACAAACGAUGCAUGAUUUCAACCGUAAAACACCAAAUCUGUGAUGAAGGAUGUGAUCCAGAAGGAGUGGAGGGUACUGAUGAAAUUUGUCAAGCUAUGAAUGAUUUGUACACAACUUAAGCCUCACUUAAGACAAUUCAGGGGGAAGAUGGUUUUUUUUUCAUGAUGAAUUCCAGCAAAUAAAGGUUCUUCAUCACAUUGAUGCAACGCUCCAGUAAUUCCAGUGAUGCUAGAAUUAUGUAACAGUCACUGAGGCCACGUUUCCACAUACCCGGGUAUUUACAAAAACGGAUAAUUCCCCCUCUCCCCCUCUGGGCAUUACGACUUUUUUCUCGACAUUUUGACUCUUUUCUCAAAAUUUCGACUCUUUUCUCAAAAUUUCGACUUUUUUCUCAAAAUUUCGACUUUCUUCUCGACAUUUCGACUUUUCUCUCAAAAUGUUGACUUUUUUUCUCAACUUUUUCCUCAAAAUUUCGACUUUUUUCUCAAAAUUUUGACUUUUUU